ACUCGGGUUUCACUGAAACGGGUCCCGCCCUAGGCAAGCUCAGUGAGGCUCCGGUUACGGGUAGGGGACCCGGUGCUCCGAGCGGGACUCGGAGUUUCGAACUGCUGGUGGCGGAUUCUCCGCCCGCCCCACGUCCGGGGAUGCGAAGUCUCAGCCUGGCGUGGCUGCUGGGAGGCGUCAUCCUUUUGGCGGCCUCGGUCUCUUGCAACCGGACCUACCAAGGACCCAGCAGUAAAGGAAGAAGUCUUAUUGGCAGAUUGGACACCCCUCCUCCAGUCUCUGCGAAAGGGGUUACAGUAGAACCAGGCUUUUCCAUUGAUGAAUUUUCUACAUCUGUCCUCACUGGGAAGCUUACCACUGUCUUUCUUCCAGUCAUCUACACUAUCGUCUUUGUGAUCGGUUUGCCCAGUAAUGGCAUGGCCCUCUGGGUCUUCCUUUUCCGAACGAAGAAAAAGCACCCUGCUGUGAUCUACAUGGCCAAUCUGGCCUUGGCAGACCUCCUGUCUGUCAUCUGGUUCCCCCUGAAGAUCGCCUACCAUCUCCAUGGCAACAACUGGAUCUAUGGGGAUGCACUUUGCAAGGUGCUUAUUGGCUUUUUCUAUGGCAACAUGUACUGCUCCAUCCUCUUCAUGACCUGCCUCAGCGUGCAGAGGUACUGGGUGAUCGUGAACCCCAUGGGACACCCCAGGAAGAAGGCAAACAUCGCCAUUGGUGUCUCCCUGGCAAUCUGGCUCCUGAUUUUUCUGGUCACCAUCCCUUUGUACGUCGUGAAGCAGACGGUCUACAUCCCAGCCCUGAACAUCACCACCUGUCAUGACGUGCUGCCCGAAGAGGUGUUGGUGGGGGACAUGUUCAACUACUUCCUCUCCCUGGCCAUCGGAGUCUUUGUGUUCCCGGCCUUACUCACUGCGUCUGCCUACGUGCUCAUGAUCAGAACACUGCGUUCUUCAGCCAUGGAUGAACACUCGGAGAAGAAAAGGCGGCGGGCUAUCAGACUCAUCGUCACCGUGCUGGCCAUGUACUUCAUCUGCUUCACUCCCAGCAACCUUCUGCUUGUGGUGCAUUAUUUCCUGAUUAGAACCCAGAGCCAGAGCCACGUCUAUGCCCUCUACCUUGUCGCCCUCUGCCUGUCGACCCUCAACAGCUGCAUCGACCCCUUCGUCUAUUACUUUGUUUCGCAGGAUUUCAGGGACCACGCCAAAAACGCACUCCUCUGUCGAAGUGUCCGCACUGUGAAUCGCAUGCACGUAUCCCUCACCUCCAAGUUCUCCAGGAAAUCCAGCUCUUACUCUUCAAGUUCAACUAGUGUUAAAACCUCCUACUGAACUGUACCCGAGGCUCUCAAGCCUGUGUAAUGGCGUGUGUGUGGGUGUGUGUGUGUGUGUGUUGGGGAUGCGACAACAUGCGUGGGGCUGUCAUUUCCUAACCACGCUGAUAGUCUCAAGCACAGAUCACAAGCAUGCAGCUCUCCCAGGAUUGCUAGAAGCCUCUGUGUUUGCAUGAGAAAAGUCCUCUAUUCUAAUUACAAUGGACCUCAGUGGCAGAAUUCUGCUCCUCUACCCUGCUGUCCCGGAAACUGGACUGAGAGAAACAUGUUUCAUGGAAGUGAUGAGAAGACAGAAAUCCAGUGACUUGCAAGAAAGUACGCCUGGUGAGAAGGCUUAAGUUCCUAGCUGAAACGAUUUCUUCUAUGUCUGGGGUCCAUCGCAGCUUUGUCAGGACUGGAGGCCCUUGGAGAGCCUCAGUCCUGUUGAUUGACGUUACAGACUUAGAAGAAGAGGGGACUGUGGAUGAAGUUCCUAGCCAGAAUUCUAAGCAGGUAACAGAGGGCUUGCACUGGACAAGAGAAUCCAAAUGACCAUUUCAUCAGAACUAUUGAGGACCUUGUUCAAUGCAAAGGUCCCUUAGCUUCCGUGAUGGGAACGCUGCUCUCCAAACCUCAGUGCUGUCUGCAUACGCAGAGCCAUGGAGCUGAACUCUGCUUCUGCUUGCCAGCGCACCGCAGCAAUGUUGGAAAAGAAAAACCAACCGCAAUGUGCGGGGCCUCUUCAUAGUCAGCUUAUAGUGAAAUUUACCUGCUAGUUUAUUAGGAUUUCCUUGGUUACACUUUGUAGCUUUGUCUGUUAGUCAAGA
Psammomys obesus (fat sand rat) is the source of this 2133-nucleotide messenger RNA. It is a transcript of the gene F2rl1, whose product is annotated as F2R like trypsin receptor 1. The record is from RefSeq and is a predicted model, not a curated record. Gene Ontology annotation, molecular function: thrombin-activated receptor activity. Gene Ontology annotation, biological process: phospholipase C-activating G protein-coupled receptor signaling pathway; positive regulation of Rho protein signal transduction; blood coagulation. Gene Ontology annotation, cellular component: membrane. The transcript has 2 exons. The coding region runs from base 141 to 1325 and encodes 394 amino acids. NCBI's taxonomy places the organism in Eukaryota, Metazoa, Chordata, Mammalia, Rodentia, Muridae.